AUGGAGCACAACACGGGCCUUGUGGCGGGGAGCCACAACCGGAAUCAGCUCGUGGUCAUCCGCAAGGAGAAUGAAAAUAGCGCCAAGAGCGGCUUCAACCCGUCCGUCUGCCAGAUUUGCGGCGACGAUGUCGGCCGCACGGUGGAGGGAGACCUCUUUAUUGCCUGUAACGAGUGUGCUUAUCCCGUGUGCCGCCCGUGCUACGAGUACGAGCGCAAGGAGGGUAGCAGGGCUUGUCCUCAGUGCAAAUCUUUCUACAAGCGACUCAAAGGGAGUCCUCGGAUCGACACGGAUGACGACGAGGAGGAAACGGAUGACGUGGAGCAGGAGUUCGGCAUCUCGGAGAACAGCAGCGGUCCGGACGACGGCAACCGUCGCGGGAUGUCGCAGCAGCACGGGGAUCCUCAGCACCAGGGCCAGCAGCAGAUGCACCCGGAUGGUUCUAACGCGUACGACUCGUACCACGUCGGAUCGCACUACCCGAUGCUGACGUCAGGGCAGGUGGAUCCCGACAUGAGCAUGUCGUCAGAUUACAACAACGCGGGCGCCAUGGUCCCCGCCUCCGCGCUCCCCAACCAGGCGUAUAACUACUCGCAGAGCAACGCCGGCGACAUGUCCAUGGACGUGCGCGCGCUGGACCCGAGCAAGGACCUGGGCGACUACGGGUACGGCAGCGUGGUGUGGAAGGACCGCCUCGAGGCGUGGAAGCAGCAGCAGGGCCGCGGACCCAUGGGCGGCAUGGGCAUGAACGGCGCGCCGCCCGCGCCGCCCGUCCCCGGCCCGGACCCCAUGGAUACCGCUGAUCUGCCCAACAUGGACGAGUCGCGCCAGCCGCUUUCGCGGAAGGUGCACUACCCGUCGUCGCUGAUCUCCCCGUACCGGCUGAUUAUCAUCAUUCGGCUGUUCGUGCUCGCGUUCUUCCUGCGCUGGCGGUGCCUGAACCCCGUGGACGGCGCGUGGUGGCUGUGGCUCAUGUCCGUUAUCUGCGAGGUCUGGUUCGCCUUCUCCUGGAUUCUCGAUCAGUUCCCAAAGUGGAUGCCCAUUAAGAGAGAGACGUACCUCGAUCGCCUCGCGCUUCGCUACGAGCGGCGCGGCGAGCCGUCGCAGCUCGCGGCCGUCGAUCUGUUCGUGUCGACGGUGGAUCCGGCCAAGGAGCCGCCGAUUACGACUUCGAACACGCUGCUUUCGAUCCUGUCCGUUGAUUACCCGACGGAGAAGGUUUCCUGCUACGUGCACGACGAUGGUGGCGCGAUGCUGACGUUCGACUCAAUGAGCGAGUGCAGCGAAUUCGCGAGGCGCUGGGUGCCGUUCGCGAAGCGUUACCAGAUCGAGCCGCGGUGCCCCGAGGUGUACUUCACGCAGAAGGUGGACUACCUGAAGGACAAGGUCGACCCGCAAUUCGUCAAGGACCGCCGCGCCAUGAAGCGCGAGUACGAGGAGUUCAAGAUCCGGAUCAACAUGCUGGUGGCUAAGUCGCAGAAGGUCCCCGACGAGGGGUGGACCAUGCAGGACGGCACGCCGUGGCCGGGCAACAAGUCGCGCGACCACCCGGGCAUGAUCCAGGUGUUCCUCGGCCCCAGCGGCGGCACGGACGUCGAGGGCAACCCGCUGCCGCGCCUCGUGUACGUCAGCCGUGAGAAGCGCCCCGGGUACAACCACCACAAGAAGGCCGGUGCUAUGAACUCCCUGAUCCGCGUGUCGGCCGUGCUAACGAACGCGCCGUACAUGCUGAAUCUGGAUUGCGAUCAUUACAUCGCGGACAGCAAGGCGCUGCGCGAGGCCAUGUGCUUCAUGAUGGACCCCAACGUGGGCAAGAAGUGCUGCUACGUGCAGUUCCCGCAGCGAUUCGACGGCAUUGACCCCAACGAUCGAUACGCCAACAACAACACGGUCUUCUUCGAUAUCAAUCUGCCCGGGCUGGAUGGCAUUCAGGGGCCGUGCUACGUGGGUACGGGAUGCUGCUUCCGCCGGCGCGCGCUGUACGGGUACGACCCGCCCAAGGCCAAGAACAAGCGCAACAAGUGCGGCGUGCUCUGCUCCUGCUUCUCGUGCUGCGGCGGCGGCGGGCGCGGCGACAAGGGCGGGCGCAAGGGGCGCAAGGGCGACGAGGACGAGGGGACGCUGCCGCUGUACGACGGCGAGGAAGUGGGCGAGGGCGACAGCCUGGUCGCGUUGAAGAAGUUUGAGAAGAAGUUCGGCCAGUCGCCCGUGUUUGUGCUCUCCACGUUCCACGAGCACGGCGGCGGAGUGGCGUCCGCCAGCCCGGGGUCCACGCUCAAGGAGGCUAUUCAUGUCAUCUCGUGCGGCUAUGAGGAGAAGACCGAGUGGGGCAAGGAGCUGGGGUGGAUCUACGGGUCGGUGACAGAGGAUAUUCUCACGGGCUUUAAGAUGCACUGCCGCGGAUGGCGCUCCAUCUACUGCAAGCCCAAGCGCCCCACAUUCAAGGGAGGAGCGCCCAUCAAUCUGUCAGAUCGUCUGCAGCAGGUGCUUCGUUGGGCGCUGGGCUCGGUGGAAAUCUUCCUGUCGCGCCAUUGCCCCAUCUGGUACGGCUGGAAGGGCAACAACCUCAAGGUGCUGCAGCGGUUGUCGUACACCAACACUGUGGUGUACCCGUUUACAUCCUUCCCGCUGCUCGUCUACUGCACCAUUCCCGCCAUCUGCCUGUUCACAAACAAGUUCAUUGUUCCCGCGCUGGACACCACCUCGACGCUCUACUUCAUCGCUCUCUUCAUGACCAUUUUCGCGACGGGUUUGCUCGAGAUGCGGUGGAGCGGCGUGGGAAUGACGGACUGGUGGCGCAAUGAGCAGUUCUGGGUGAUUGGAGGCGUGUCGGCGCAUCUGUUCGCCGUGUUCCAAGGCCUGCUGAAGGUGCUCGCCGGUAUCGACACGAAUUUCACUGUCACUGCGAAGCAAGCAGAAGACGGGGAGUAUGCAGAGCUUUACCUCUUUAAGUGGACUUCCCUGCUCAUCCCGCCGCUCUUCCUUCUCAUCAUCAACUUCCUCGGGAUUGUCUGCGGCGUGGCGACGGCAAUGAACACGGGCGAUGGCAACUGGGGGCCGCUGUUUGGCAGGCUCUUCUUCUCCUUCUGGGUCAUCAUGCAUCUGUAUCCCUUCAUGAAGGGUCUCGGCGGUCGCAACCAGGCCAUCCCCACGAUUGUCAUUGUGUGGUCUGUGCUGCUCGCGUCCAUCUUUUCGCUGCUGUGGGUCAAGAUCGACCCCUUCUCUUCUACGGCGCCCAGCUCUAGUGAGACCCUGCAGCAAUGCGGUGUGUCGUGCUAG
Closterium sp. Naga37s-1 is the source of this 3279-nucleotide messenger RNA. NCBI's taxonomy places the organism in Eukaryota, Viridiplantae, Streptophyta, Zygnematophyceae, Desmidiales, Closteriaceae. The record is from the annotation of a GenBank genome assembly.